Molecule: messenger RNA, 2343 nt
Organism: Vigna radiata var. radiata (mung bean)
Lineage: Eukaryota; Viridiplantae; Streptophyta; Magnoliopsida; Fabales; Fabaceae
Exons: 5
Coding region: 1-2343 (780 amino acids)
Biological process (GO): thymine catabolic process; L-valine catabolic process
Cellular component (GO): mitochondrion
Molecular function (GO): DNA-binding transcription factor activity, RNA polymerase II-specific; methylmalonate-semialdehyde dehydrogenase (acylating, NAD+) activity; malonate-semialdehyde dehydrogenase (acetylating, [NAD(P)+]) activity
Source: RefSeq, a predicted model, not a curated record
AUGGAUAACUAUCCAUUUUUGGAUUCUCAAAUGAAUUCUGAUUUUAUGUCAGAAUUUUCUUCCUUUAUAAACGAAGUCGGUGAGGGUGAUUACACAGAUAUAUUUUCUACUGAUCAAAUAUUCCCAUCACGCGAUGAUAUGAUUGAUUGGGUUCGGAAGAUUGCAUUUCAGCUUGGAUUUGUGGUCGUCAUCAUAAGAUUUGACACAACAACUGGUGAACCUAGAAGAAAGACAUUCGUUGUGUUAGGCUGUGAAAGGAGUGGGAAAUAUAGGAAGUAUAAGCAAGACGUGCAACCUAGUGUGUCUGGCACGAGAAAAUGUGAGUGUCCAUUUAAGUUGAGGGGUAAACCUAAAGGACACGGUUGGGUGUUAAAGGUUAUGUGUGGUUAUCACAACCAUGAAUUGGCCGAGACUUUGGUCGGUCAUCCUUAUGCGGGGAGGUUAAAUGCUGUUGAACAGUCAAUUCUUAUUGACAUGACUAAGAGUCAAGUUAAACCCUCAAAUAUUCUUUUGACUCUUAAAGAACAUAAUGAAGAUAACGUGACAACUAUAAAACAAAUAUAUAACGCGAGAUACACUUACAAACGAUCUUUGAGAGGGUCGAGAACUGAAAUGCAACAGUUGAUGAUGUUGUUAGAUAGAGACAAACACAUCCAACAUAGUAGAUGUUUGGAAGAUUCUGACGUAGUAAGUGACCUAUUUUGGACACAUCCUGAUUCAGCGCACCUGGUCAAUUCAUUUAAUAUUGUUUUCUUAAUGGAUACGACGUACAAGACAAACAAAUAUCGUCUUCCGUUGCUUGAGAUCGUUGGAGUCACGUCCACUGGUUUGACAUUCACAGCUGCCUUUGCAUUGCUUUCAAGUGAACGCCAAAAUAAUUUCACUUGGGCAUUGGAAAUGUUUAGACGAUUACUAUUGACAACAGAGGCGAAUGUGAAAGCGAAAUGCAAGAUGUUAGUGGAUAAUGCUGAGGCAUGGGAUGGGUUGAUGGAAGUAUGGCAAAAUGUGAUGGACUGUGACGACCAGUCCAAGUUUGGUGGUUAUGUUUAUCGUUUUGAGUAUGCCUCUACUGCGUGGCCUUUAUUUUUUGAUUAUGUCAACCGUACAUGGAUCAUGCCGUAUAAGACAUGCUUCGUCAAGGCGUGGACGAACAAAGUCAUGCAUCUAGGCAACACUACAACAAACAGACUUGUUGGACGUGUUUCACGAUACGCUCUUGAACUUAUUGCUGAUGAAGUAGAGCGAGUGAAUAAAAUAGGUUUGGACAGUGCUCGUUGUGGAUGCAUUUUGAGCUCAACGUAUGGCCUACCAUGUGCUUGUAUGUUAGCACGAUAUGAGCCUGGAAUGAUUCCUAUUGGUGAAAUACAUGUUAUCUGGACCCGUUUAAGCAUUUCAAGAACUGUGUCUACUGAAUCGCUUCCAGAGUUUAGCCUUGAUCGUGAAGUUCAACUGGUACAUGAACGAUUCAAAAAUGUUGACAUUGGUGGAAAAGUCAACAUAAGACAUAAGAUGCUAGAAAUUGCUUGCCCAGAGAUGACAUCUAUGCUUGCUCCGGCGCAUAAAGUGAAGACAAAAGGUGCACAGAAGACUAAGGUUGCACGACAUGAGAGGUCUACGAAACGUGACCCAUCAUAUUUUGAGCACGUUUACACUUUUAUUUCCAGGACAGAGCCUUCUUCUUCACGAAAAUCUCAAGUCAAAUCGAAGCUGAAAGAAUUUGCGCGAAGUGUUGUACCAUUCUUAAAUCAAUUUCAUCCGAUUUGUCAACCAUACAUUGUCAAUGUUGUCGAUGUUGUUGCCGAUGGUCAUUGCGGUUAUCGAUGCAUUACUGCUUUGUUGGGUCUAGGUGAAGAGGCAUGGCCUACUAUCCGACAUAACCUUUAUGAAGAACUAACUCAGUGGCGUGAUGAAUACGCAAAUUUAGUAGGAAACUACGAUCGAUUGGAAGAACUACGUCAGUCAUUAAUUGUCCACGAUCGAUCACAAGUUAAUGCUAAGAAGUGGAUGACGAUACCGAACAUUGGUUAUGCCAUUGCAAAUAGAUACAAUGUCAUCUUAGUAUGUUUAUACUAUGUUCAGAGUUUUACCAUAUUCCCACUUCGCACUCCACCGCCUACUGAUAUUAGACAACAUCGGAUCUUAUGCAUUGGAUUUGUUAAUGGAUGUCAUUUUGUACAGGUUCAAUUACAAGAUGGUUGUCCGUUACCCAUGGUGGACAUCAUUUCCUCAAACCAUUGUUACCCAGAGGCACGAUCAUGGUCAACAUUUUAUACACAUAGGAUGCAAUCAUUUAUGGCAUUGAUGGGAGCUAAUCAAAGUUAUGUAGAUCUUGGAGAAGACUGA